Seriola dumerili (greater amberjack) is the source of this 1197-nucleotide messenger RNA. RefSeq names its product nodal growth differentiation factor (gene ndr2). Gene Ontology annotation, molecular function: cytokine activity; growth factor activity; type I activin receptor binding. The record is from RefSeq and is a predicted model, not a curated record. NCBI's taxonomy places the organism in Eukaryota, Metazoa, Chordata, Actinopteri, Carangiformes, Carangidae. Bases 1 to 1197 code for a protein of 398 amino acids. The transcript is spliced from 3 exons. Gene Ontology annotation, biological process: BMP signaling pathway; SMAD protein signal transduction. Gene Ontology annotation, cellular component: extracellular region.
AUGCGCUCAUUGGGAGCUCUGGGUGUCGCGCUGCACGCAUCUCUGCUGGUGCUGCUGGCUCAAGGGAUUCAUAAAUCCAGAGAUGGAGUUUAUAUGAGGCCGCUGCAUCGUCUCUCCGUGAUGGACCGAUCAACCGGGUAUCACCUGCCAACCUACAUGGUGCACCUCUACAGGAAUUUCAAGUCAAACUUUUCCAGGCCGAUGGAUACUAUGGAGCAAGAUGCGGCAAAGCAAGCAGACACCGUGAAGAGUGUGAUGGCUAAAAGUUUGACGUACAGACACAGGCGCUGGGUUGCGACCUUUGACCUCCACACCCUGCUGGCUGACAAGCAGAUCCAGGCAGCAGAGCUGAGAAUCAGGCUCCCUCGGACACCGAGCGCUUACAACAUCUCAGUGGAGGUCUAUCACCAUGGCCAGGCAUGCCAUACGCACAAGCACUGCCAAGAACAGCAGCUGGUGGGGCUGCUCACUGAAUCAUCACUGGUCACUUCAUCACAGAGCUGGAAAGUAUUCAACAUGACAAGUCCUCUCCUGGACUGGCUUAGACGAAAAUCGACAGAAAGAAUUCAACACAAAAGAGUAUCAAGAAGGAAAAUGGUAAAGACAAAGAGAGGCCUGUCGCUUCCUGAUCAGCCUGUCUAUGUGGCGAGCCCGAGGAGCGAGCAGGAUGUUAGCGACCGAGCCCUGCUGGUCGUCUUUUCACACACUGGCUCGGAUGAAAACUCAAAGGCCAAAGCAAGCUUGCUUCAUACAGCUGAACAAUCCAAGUUCUUGUCCCCUGCUGAAAUCAAAAAGGCCCGCUGGCCAAAGAGGCGCAGGAGCAAACGGGGCCAGCGAGAACAAACAGUGAGAAGCCUGCAGGUGUCCAAAAGAGGGAGUGAAAAAUCUCUCUGUCGCAGAGUUGACCUGCAUGUAGACUUUAAUCAAAUAGGCUGGGGGUCCUGGAUCAUCUUUCCUAAAAGGUAUAAUGCCUACCGCUGUGAAGGUUCCUGUCCUGGUCCUUUGGGAGAAGACCUAAAUCCAACAAAUCAUGCUUACAUGCAGAGUUUACUGAAACAUUAUCAUCCUGACAGAGUGGCAUCGCCCUGCUGUGCGCCAACCAAAAUGAGCCCAUUAAGCAUGCUGUACUACGAAAACGGAGAAAUGCUCCUUCGACACCAUGAAGACAUGAUUGUGGAUGAGUGUGGCUGCCAGUGA